Kazachstania africana CBS 2517 is the source of this 1566-nucleotide messenger RNA. RefSeq names its product Sif2p (gene SIF2). Gene Ontology annotation, cellular component: Set3 complex. The record is from RefSeq and is a predicted model, not a curated record. Gene Ontology annotation, biological process: regulation of transcription by RNA polymerase II. Bases 1 to 1566 code for a protein of 521 amino acids. The transcript has a single exon. NCBI's taxonomy places the organism in Eukaryota, Fungi, Ascomycota, Saccharomycetes, Saccharomycetales, Saccharomycetaceae. Gene Ontology annotation, molecular function: protein binding; transcription corepressor activity.
AUGAGUAUCACGAGUGAGGAGGUGAACUAUUUGAUAUGGAGAUAUCUACAAGAGAUGGGGAAGGAAGUGAGCGCCCUUGCUCUGCAAGAAGAGACCAGGGUUUUGGAGUUUGAUUCAAAAUAUAACGAGAAUAUACCGAUUGGAACGUUGGUCAAUCUACUACAGAGAGGUAUACUGUAUACAGAAAGUGAGCUACUGAUCGACUAUGAGGGCAAUCUCAAGGAAGAGAACGAGGCGCAUUUCAGAGAAAACUUCAAUCUAGUGGAUGCACUGAAGAUUGAUAAAGAAAAAUAUCCAGAAAUUGCAAAUAAAGGUAGGUUUUCAUUAGAAAAUGAACCCAUAAUAGAAGAAUUAGAGCCUGAGAAUGGAGAAGAACCCGCAGAGAAACAAGCAGAAAGUAUACACGUGGAACAGAAGUUUAUAGCUACGGCAGGUCCUAGUUUUGUGAAAACAUUAACAGAAACUUUCAGAUUCGAUACAGCCAUUGUGACAACUUCGUGGAAUCCGGUACUGGAUAAUACUCUCUGUAUCGGACUCAAGGACACAGUAGCCAAAAUAGUUGAGUUUAAUGACAGUGGGACAGAGAUUAUUAGUGCGCAUGAACUAAGACAUCCAUUUGCAUUAAGUUCGAGGGCUUCUGACAAUAUGACAAACCAAGUAACAUCUUUAAGUUGGUCUCCUAAUGGUGAGUAUAUUGUUACUGCUGUGGAAAAUGGUGAAAUGAGACUGUGGAAUAAGACUGGUCAAUUACAGAACGUCCUAAACUAUCACGGAUGUCCAAUUUUAGCGAUAAAAUGGAAUAUUGGUUCGAUGUAUUUCAUCUCAUUGGAUAUUGAUAAUGUAGUUAUUGUUUGGGAUGUAUCGAGUGGUAUCUUACAACAUUUCGAAUUAAGUACUGGCACGGGUGGUGAAUCAUUAGGUGUUGAUAUUGAAUGGGUCGAUAAAAAUAAAUUUGUCAUUCCAGGUUUUGAUGGAGAUUUAGUUGUACAUGAAGUUAGCGAAAAGAAGUCGAUAGGGAAACUAGUUGGUCAUCGUGGUCCAAUUAGUUGUAUUAAUUUUAAUAAUGACAGUAAACUACUUGCAACUUCAGCGGAUGAUUUCACAAUAAGAGUAUGGCAUGGUGGCAGUAAUAAUUGUGUAAACUGUUUCUAUGGACAUUCGCAGAGUAUAGUGUCUUUGCAUUGGAUAAAUGAUGAUGAGAUUAUAAGUUCCUCUAUGGACGGUUCGGUACGUAUUUGGUCACUGUCACAAAAUAGACUAAUUGGAAACUUAAUCAUAGAUGGAACUCCAAUACUUGUUGGUAAACUAUCUAAAGAUAAGAAAAAAUACUGCAUUGGUUGUAUGGAUGGACAAAUAUACACAUUAGAUGUAGAGUUAUUCCAAAACAACCACGAAAAAUUGCUUGAAAGCCAAAAUGAAACCAUAAUUAUCUUAAACAUACCAAUUGAUGGUAACUACCAAAACAACCGUGAUAAUGAUAACGUUUUUGAACUCUCAUGGAAUUUUAAGAAUGAUAAACUAUCAGUAGCAUAUUCCGUUGGAGAGGGUGUAAUAUUAUCUAUAUAG